AUGCACUUCUCAGUCAACAACCAUGCUCCAGUAACGGCCUUGCUUGCGGGCAAGGUCGUCGCAAUCACAGGAGCAACCUCUGGCAUCGGUCGCGGCAUCGCGCUUGAAAUGGCGCGCCACGGCGCAAAGAUCGCAGUCAACUACUACGACAAGGAUCCCUUACAAGUGCAAAACCUCGAGACUCUCCGGGCAGAAAUUGAAGAGAUAAAGAGUGGAGAUAGCAAGUCGUUCACUGCUGUUCCUGGUGAUAUCUCAAUUCCUGAGACGGGACGCGCGCUGGUUCGCGAAUGUGUUGCGUUCUUUGGCCGGCUUGAUGUGUUUGUGUCGAACGCUGGGAUCUGCCCGUUUUACGAUUUUCUAGAGAUUCCCGAAGAAGUCGUCUAUCGGACUUUGAAUACGAAUUUUACCGGUGCAUAUUUCGCGAUCCAAGCAGCAGCAAGACAGAUGAAAGAGCAAGGCGACGGUGGAAGCAUCAUUGGCAUUUCAAGUAUAUCCGCGCUAGUCGGCGGGGGCGAACAGACGCACUACACACCCACCAAAGCAGGAAUCUUGAGUCUUAUGCAGUCGUGUGCUGUUGCGCUUGGAAAGUAUGGAAUCAGGUGUAACGCGCUUCUGCCGGGGACGAUUAAGACCGCGAUCAAUGAAGACGAUCUGAAGGGAGAAAAGGGCGAUAAAAUGGCUGCAGGUGUGCCGCUUGGACGAUUGGGAGUGCCUGAGGAUCUUGCGGGACCGGCAGUGUUUUUGGCAAGUGAUCUCUCACGAUAUGUGACUGGUGCGCAACUUUUGGUCGACGGCGGACUAUACGUCAACUUGCAGUAA
Molecule: messenger RNA, 819 nt
Organism: Myxozyma melibiosi
Lineage: Eukaryota; Fungi; Ascomycota; Lipomycetes; Lipomycetales; Lipomycetaceae
Product: peroxisomal 2,4-dienoyl-CoA reductase, auxiliary enzyme of fatty acid beta-oxidation
Exons: 2
Coding region: 1-819 (272 amino acids)
Molecular function (GO): oxidoreductase activity, acting on the CH-OH group of donors, NAD or NADP as acceptor
Source: RefSeq, a predicted model, not a curated record